GAAGGAACGUUUCGGAAAGCCAAACAUGAAUAAAUAUAAAAAAGCAUAAAGAAAGGUACAGAAGGCAAACCUUAUCGGAAUGUGUUGUGUUGCCGUGAGGAAAAUAAUAAAAUAAAUACGUAAAGUUUCGGGCCGCAAAUCGAAAUUACCCCCUCGGCAAGUGAUAAAAACAAAAACAUACACAACCGGUUGCGAAGGAUAUUUUUUUCGGAAACGAAAGGGACUCGCUGCCGGGGCAGGUCUCCUUUAGCACGGCGAGGAUCCACCCAAAAGCUGCCAAUGGAAAAUAUAGUGCUCAAAGAAACAAUAAUCAUGGCCAGUAGCAACAAUAGCAACAAUAUGUGCCGAUUGUGCUUAUCUGCAAAUGGGAUUACCGAGCCCAUUUGCUACGACCAGCGUGAUCAGUUUUUGCUGCAGAAAAUCUACGAAUGUACUACGCUUCAGAUAUCGCCACUGAACGGAAUUCCGUCCUCUCUGUGCACCAUCUGCAAGUCUCGUCUGGACGAGUUCUACCAGUUCCGUUGGCAGUGCAUCAAGAACGAUGAAAUCAUCCGUCGGAUCGCAGAUAGCUUCCACAAUAAGCCACCGGUCGACUCGUCAACGCCGUCACCGGUGACCUCGCAAAGCCCUAGUCAAAACCCCAAACAAGAAGUGAUUGAUCCCAACCCGACGGGUGGUGCUGAAAUGCAACAAGUAUCUACUGUAGAUGCACAUUCGCCUACGGAAUACAACGGUGCCAGUAGUGAGGAAGAUCGUCGGGUAGAUCAACGGGCGGUGGUAUCUGUUGGUUACGGAGAACAAGCGGACCAUGCUAUGGGAGUGAGACCACACGAGGCAGGGUACGGCUUAGGAGAACAAGGCCAUCCUAGUCACGGUCAGUACGUUACUGGCCCAAGUAUGGUUCCAUACAGUGGUGAACAUUCACCCGGAUUUCAUCCGGAGAACAAGUAUCCCGUACCGCACCAAUACGACUUUUCGGAUUUUCGGAGGAAGCGCGGUCGCCCGCCAAAGCAAAAGUACGAUCUAUAUCACCAUCCUAUCGUGAAAUACGGCGAGAAUACUAUUGACGACGCGAAAGGCCCGGAGCCAGACCCUAUUCUCACCUACGGGGAAGGAACAUCUAGGGGCAGCGAAUAUCAGCAUGGGCCGGUUUAUGGUGAGUGGAGUCCCCAAACGAAGAUCAAAUUGGAGCAGGUUGAACAGCAACAAGUUCGGUAUGAUGAACAAGAAUUAAGCUCACCCGAAGAGCAGGAUCACAAAGUUUUACCAACUGGAUCAACUCAAACGACUGUGCUGAGUCCGGAGGGUUUCGUAAAACGAAGUCGUGGACGACCUCCGCGAGAGGGUGGUUGUCCGAAUCAGGAUCGAACCGAGUACCGAUUUCAGUGUCAGUACUGCGACGCUAGGUUUAAAGCGGCCAUCAAUCUGAAGUUGCACACCAAUACUCACACUGGCGAGCGUCCGUACAAGUGCCAACUCUGCGAUAAGUCCUUCGCCCAUCCUAGUAACUUGAGUGUCCACACGAAACUGCACACCCAGGAACGAGUUAAAAGGGAAGGUGUCCCAUCGGAGAAGAAGUUCCAAUGCCCCUACUGCCAUACGUUGUUUGCUUUGGCGUUCCAGCUCAAGAUUCACAUUAACACGCACACCGGACAGAAACCGUACGUCUGUAAGAAUUGUGGAAAAGGAUUUGCUCAGCCCAGCAAUCUGCACGUGCAUAUCAAGAAGCACUGUCACAAACGAGUCGAUUACCAUGAACAACAGAACCCGAGUGAUCAACAUCAUCCUUCAGAGCACAUGGCUCCUCAGCUGAUGAAUCAUCAACCCCAGCAACAGCAGCAACACUACCAUCCAGCCCAGUUGUUACACCAUCCAAUCGAUCCUCAGCCAUCUCCAUCCCAUCAGCAGCACUCCCCUAUCCUACAUACUUCUCACACACCCCUGGAUCCCAGUGCUCCGUUGAAUCACACUCCCCUGCUAGCAAAUUCAGUUGAACAGGAUGCCCCAUCCGAAAAACAACAUGAAACUCCUUCCUGUCAGCAUCCGUCGCCACCACCACCAACACAUACGACAAUGGGAUUAACUUCGGUUAUGUUGGUUUAGGGGAGAAGUUGUAAUAAUUGUUAAGCGGUACGACUAAUGUAGUAACGAUACACUAAAACAUAACAGACUAAUCGAGAAUCAAAAAUCUAGGCAACUACACAAAUCAAUAAUACCUAUGUUAUAAAUGUAUGUCGAAAAUGUCAGAAGGUAGUACUAUAUAGUGCCCGCAGCUCCUAGCAUUUACGUGCAUGUCUAUCAAUAAGAAUGUUCUUUUAAUCUUUUUUAAGAUGAACUGUCUGUUUUCGAUGUACUAUAUUAAUUUUCAUAUAUACAUUGUAACAAUUGUUAAAUAAAUAGAAAAAAUAACAAAACUACAA
Messenger RNA from Aedes albopictus (Asian tiger mosquito), 2420 nucleotides. Its product is annotated as zinc finger protein squeeze. Gene Ontology annotation, biological process: regulation of transcription by RNA polymerase II. The transcript is spliced from 3 exons. The record is from RefSeq and is a predicted model, not a curated record. Gene Ontology annotation, molecular function: zinc ion binding; RNA polymerase II cis-regulatory region sequence-specific DNA binding; DNA-binding transcription repressor activity, RNA polymerase II-specific. Gene Ontology annotation, cellular component: nucleoplasm; nucleus. Lineage: Eukaryota; Metazoa; Arthropoda; Insecta; Diptera; Culicidae. Bases 280 to 2103 code for a protein of 607 amino acids.